AUGAAGAUGGAAAGGGAAGAUGAAGCCGUUUCGUCCACGACGCCGAUGUUGGCUGCCCCUCCAUCCACACCCCAUCAACAGCCGAGCUCAUCCCACAUGUCCGCUCAGGCCAUGUCUCUCUGUCACGAAUCGUCUAUGAAGGUCGAUUCGAUGCAAAUGAACAAUCUACCGUCCUACUCCGGUCUGCCACCGUUGUCAUCGUUGCCUUCACUUCAUUCCUCCUUGCCAUCGUCCCUUUCCUCUGGAUUCUCAUCAUCGCUGUCUUCGUCUCUUUCGUCCAGUCUGGCCACAAGUAGUCUACAUGACCCGUCCAGCUCGCUCAGGACCCCUCUUAGACUACCAGAAUUGAAUUCUCUGAAAGGCAAUAUCCUACCUAAUUUAGGAUAUCAAUGA
This is a messenger RNA of Cooperia oncophora, 393 nucleotides long. The record is from the annotation of a GenBank genome assembly. NCBI's taxonomy places the organism in Eukaryota, Metazoa, Nematoda, Chromadorea, Rhabditida, Trichostrongylidae.